Molecule: messenger RNA, 4285 nt
Organism: Aptenodytes forsteri (emperor penguin)
Lineage: Eukaryota; Metazoa; Chordata; Aves; Sphenisciformes; Spheniscidae
Product: neurexin-1
Exons: 16
Coding region: 83-3586 (1167 amino acids)
Source: RefSeq, a predicted model, not a curated record
CUAUGAUUUAUCUCAGAAUCCCAUACAGAGUAGCAGUGAUGAAAUAACUCUGUCGUUUAAAACACUUCAGAGGAACGGACUGAUGCUUCACACAGGAAAAUCGGCUGAUUAUGUCAAUCUUGCACUGAAAAAUGGAGCUGUCUCCUUGGUCAUUAAUUUGGGCUCAGGGGCCUUUGAAGCGCUGGUGGAACCUGUGAAUGGGAAAUUUAAUGACAAUGCCUGGCAUGAUGUGAAAGUAACCAGGAAUCUGCGUCAGGUGACAAUAUCAGUGGAUGGAAUUCUGACCACAACGGGAUACACGCAAGAAGACUACACCAUGCUGGGCUCUGAUGACUUUUUCUAUGUUGGAGGCAGUCCUAGCACAGCAGACCUCCCAGGGUCACCAGUCAGUAACAACUUUAUGGGCUGUCUCAAAGAGGUUGUAUAUAAAAAUAACGAUGUCAGGUUGGAGUUAUCUCGACUUGCCAAGCAAGGAGAUCCUAAAAUGAAGAUUCAUGGGGUUGUAGCAUUUAAAUGUGAGAAUGUUGCAACCUUAGAUCCAAUCACGUUUGAAACACCAGAGUCUUUCAUCUCUUUGCCAAAGUGGAAUGCCAAGAAAACAGGCUCAAUAUCAUUUGACUUUCGUACAACUGAGCCAAACGGCCUGAUUCUUUUCAGCCAUGGAAAACCAAGGCACCAAAAAGAUGCCAAACACCCACAGAUGGUGAAGGUUGACUUUUUUGCCAUUGAGAUGCUUGAUGGCCACCUCUACCUGCUGUUAGACAUGGGAUCAGGUACUAUAAAAAUAAAAGCCUUGCAGAAGAAGGUUAAUGAUGGUGAAUGGUACCAUGUGGAUUUUCAACGGGAUGGACGGUCAGGGACCAUAUCUGUGAACACAUUACGUACACCAUAUACUGCACCAGGGGAAAGUGAAAUCCUUGACUUGGAUGAUGACUUGUAUCUUGGAGGCUUACCAGAAAAUAAAGCAGGCCUCGUCUUCCCAACAGAGGUGUGGACAGCACUUCUCAAUUAUGGAUACGUCGGCUGCAUUAGAGAUUUAUUCAUUGAUGGUCAAAGCAAAGAUAUUCGACAGAUGGCGGAAGUUCAAAGCACAGCUGGAGUAAAACCCUCAUGCUCAAGAGAAACUGCAAAACCUUGCCUUAGCAACCCCUGUAAAAACAAUGGUGUAUGCAGGGAUGGGUGGAACAGAUAUGUUUGUGAUUGCUCUGGUACAGGGUACCUUGGCAGAUCAUGCAAAAGAGAGGCAACAAUUCUAAGCUAUGAUGGAAGUAUGUUUAUGAAAAUACAGCUCCCUGUUGUGAUGCAUACAGAGGCUGAAGAUGUUUCUUUACGAUUCAGGUCUCAGCGAGCUUAUGGCAUUUUAAUGGCAACUACUUCUAGGGAAUCUGCAGAUACCCUUCGUUUAGAGUUGGAUGCAGGACGAGUUAAACUAACGGUCAACCUAGGCAAAGGUCCAGAAACCCUUUUUGCUGGCUAUAACCUCAAUGAUAAUGAGUGGCACACAGUGCGUGUGGUUCGGCGAGGAAAAAGUUUAAAGUUAAUGGUGGAUGACCAGCAGGCCAUGACAGGUCAAAUGGCUGGUGAUCACACACGACUGGAAUUCCACAACAUAGAAACAGGAAUAAUAACAGAACGGCGCUACCUGUCUUCUGUGCCUUCUAAUUUCAUCGGGCAUCUACAGAGUCUUACAUUUAAUGGCAUGGCAUACAUUGACUUAUGUAAAAAUGGAGACAUCGAUUAUUGUGAGCUAAAUGCAAGAUUUGGAUUCAGGAACAUCAUAGCAGACCCUGUAACCUUUAAAACGAAAGCAAGUUAUGUUGCACUGGCCACGCUACAAGCAUAUACGUCUAUGCACCUUUUUUUCCAGUUCAAAACAACCUCUCUGGAUGGAUUGAUACUUUAUAACAGUGGCGAUGGAAAUGAUUUCAUUGUGGUUGAAUUAGUAAAAGGGUAUUUACACUAUGUGUUUGACUUGGGAAAUGGUGCAAAUCUCAUCAAAGGAAGUUCUAAUAAACCUCUGAAUGACAACCAGUGGCAUAAUGUGAUGAUAUCAAGGGAUAUCAACAAUCUCCACACUGUGAAGAUUGACACUAAAAUCACAACACAGAGCACAGCAGGAGCCAGAAAUUUAGAUCUCAAAAGUGAUUUGUAUAUUGGAGGAGUGGCCAAAGAAAUGUAUAAGUCAUUGCCAAAACUGGUGCACGCAAAAGAGGGAUUCCAAGGCUGUCUUGCAUCAGUUGACUUGAAUGGACGGCUCCCUGAUCUAAUCUCAGAUGCUCUCUUCUGUAAUGGGCAAAUAGAAAGAGGAUGUGAAGGCCCCAGCACAACGUGCCAAGAGGAUUCAUGCGCGAACCAGGGAGUGUGCUUACAGCAGUGGGAUGGAUUCAGUUGUGACUGUAGUAUGACCUCCUUUAGUGGACCAUUAUGCAAUGACCCGGGAACAACAUAUAUCUUUAGCAAAGGUGGUGGACAAAUCACUUACACGUGGCCUCCUAACGAUCGGCCAAGCACUCGUGCAGACAGACUGGCAAUAGGGUUUAGUACUGUUCAAAAAGAAGCUGUGUUGGUACGAGUGGACAGUUCUACUGGGCUCGGAGAUUAUUUAGAGCUGCAUAUCCACCAGGGAAAAAUUGGAGUUAAGUUUAAUGUUGGAACUGAUGACAUCUCUAUUGAAGAGAUCAACGCAAUCAUUAAUGAUGGAAAAUACCAUGUAGUACGUUUCACAAGAAGUGGUGGCAAUGCCACGUUACAGGUGGACAACUGGCCAGUUAUUGAACGUUACCCAGCAGGAAACAAUGAUAACGAGCGCCUGGCGAUUGCUAGACAGCGAAUUCCAUAUCGACUUGGUCGAGUAGUUGAUGAAUGGCUACUCGACAAAGGGCGUCAGCUCACAAUCUUCAAUAGCCAAGCAACCAUAAAAAUUGGAGGCAAGGAACGUGGCCAUCCUUUCCAAGGCCAGCUCUCUGGUCUUUACUACAAUGGCUUGAAAGUUCUGAAUAUGGCAGCAGAAAAUGAUGCCAACAUCGUGAUAGAAGGAAAUGUGAGACUUGUUGGUGAAGUGCCUUCCUCUAUGACAACUGAGUCCACAGCCACAGCGAUGCAGUCUGAGAUGUCCACGUCAGUCAUGGAAACAACCACCACUUUGGCCACGAGCACUGCUAGAAGAGGAAAGACCCCGACAAAAGAACCUAUUGGUCAGACCACAGAUGACAUCCUGGUGGCCUCGGCUGAAUGUCCUAGCGAUGACGAGGACAUCGAUCCCUGUGAGCCGAGCUCAGCAAAUCCUACCAGGGCAGGAGGAGGAAGGGAGUACCCUGGCUCAUCCGAGGUGAUUCGUGAAUCCAGCAGCACAACAGGCAUGGUAGUUGGGAUCGUGGCAGCAGCGGCGCUGUGUAUCCUCAUUCUCCUGUACGCUAUGUACAAGUACAGGAAUCGAGACGAAGGAUCGUAUCAUGUAGAUGAGAGUCGAAACUACAUCAGUAACUCAGCACAAUCCAAUGGGGCUGUGAUCAAGGAAAAACAGCCCAACAGCGCUAAAAGUUCCAACAAAAACAAGAAAAAUAAGGAUAAGGAGUACUAUGUCUGAUCUCAACAUCUAAAAGAACGCUUGUAUAGAAAUAGUCUUCAUUUUAUCUGAGACAUAAUACAAACUUAUUUACUUUACUUUUUAUGAAGCACAUUCAAAAAUAAACAAACAAAAAAGACAGGGAAUGCAAUCAGAAAGGAAAGACUGUUUUUAAAAACAAGCAUUUCAUGCUCUUGUUUUUCAGAAACAGGAGCUGAUAAAUUCCCUAACAUCCACAGUGUUUUCAUUUACUCUGCCUGUCUUUAUGUUGCUGGAACAUUUCUGAAAGACAAUGAUGACACCACGCAUUCAUAAAGCAAGGAGUAUUACUACAGCAUCAAGGCACAAUAUGAAACAAAACAAAUUAAAAAAACAAAACAGGAAAAAAAAAGAAAAAAGAAGCUACCUAUGAUUCUGGAUUUAGCCAAAGUGCUAGCGCUUUCUUGAGAAGUAAGUUAGUCUUAUUGUCAGAGAAGACUGUCAUUAUAUAUGGUGACUCAACAAGCAAACAUAAAGAGUUUGCCGUCUGGUGCAGUGAAGCAGUGAUUGGAAACUUGCAUUUGAAACAAAGUGCUGGCUUUUCUGAAGACUUACGUAGAAAUACUUUCAAAAAGCCCCUUUCUGGUUGUGAGGAAAAUAGUACGGAGGCCUUAUUUUCAAAAACAAAAACAAAAAUCUGGAAUAUAAGGCACAUUUCCACAAAAAAAAAAAAGAAAAAAA